UAUAUAUAUAGUGUGUAAACUUAGAUAAGACAGAGCAAAAGAGAAAAAUGAAAAAAAUAAUAAUGGAAAACACAGUUUCAGCUACCUUUGUGAAUGAAGCACUAAACUAUAUAAUAUAAAAGAGAGAGAGAGAGAGAGAGAGAGAGAGAGAGCAUGUUCAUGCUUUGUCGGCCAUGACAUCAAUUUUCUAAGCUCUCAUUCUCUUAAUAUUCUUGUCAAAUCACACAAAGUGGGAUUUUCUACAAAAUCAUUUCGUAGGAGAAAAUAACCACUGACCCUUUUUCAUUUUCUUUAUCAUGAUCAUCAGAAAAGUGGGAAAUUUAUUGCACUUUCAUUUGUAUAGAACAAAACCAAGAUUUGUACUACUACUAUUACUACUAUUCAGGCCACUGUGACUCUUCUUGUUUUCUUUUCAAUCUUAGUCAGAGACCACAGUUUUACCAAGUAAAUAUACACCUGAGCUCAGUUGGAGUUUUCUUCUCUUGGUGGUGAUUCUCAGAAACUAAACUUCAAUUUCUAUUGAUGGAUUCUCUGUCUCUCUUUUUGGUGAUUGAAUUGUCUAUUAAGACAGGUAUGUAAAACCAGUCUACUUAUUUGAGUCUUCUUUAUAUGAUGAAACUGGUUUUUGAAGAACAUGUAGAGAAAAACUUUUUGUGUUUGGUAGCCAAUUAAUAAUUCAUGUUGUGAAAAAAAUCUUCUUACAAUGAGUAUGGAGAAAAUAUCAUGCAAUUUGUUGAUCACUGUACUUAUUAUGGCUACCCUUCUGGUUGAUGGGUCAGAGGGGCUUAAUGCUGAGGGUGAAUACCUUUUAGAUAUAAAAAGAAGCCUUUUUGAUACAUUUAAUCAUCUGGGUAAUUGGAAUCCUCAUGAUUCCACACCUUGUGGAUGGGAAGGAGUGACUUGCAGCAAAGACUAUUAUGAAGAGCCAGUUGUGCUGUUUCUUGACUUGAGCCUAAUGAAUCUCACUGGUACUCUUUCUCCUAGCAUUGGUGGAUUGGUUAACCUGACUUUGCUUGAUGUUUCUUUAAAUGGCUUGUCUCAGAAUAUACCAAAGGAGAUUGGAAACUGUUCAUAUCUGGAAACUCUUAAUCUGAAUAACAACAAUUUUGAAGGCCAAAUACCCUUAGAAAUUGGCAACCUCUCUCAUUUGUCAAUCUUGAAUCUGUGCAACAACAGAUUAUCUGGACCUUUUCCUAAAGAGAUUGGGAAUCUUGCUUCUCUAACCCAGCUGAUUGCAUACACUAAUAGGCUAACUGGGCCUUUGCCAAGUUCUUUUGGGAAUCUUAAAAACCUGGUAACUUUCAGAGCAGGAGAAAAUGAGAUCUCUGGAAGCUUACCCUCUGAGAUAGGUGACUGUCUAAACUUGCAGUUGCUGGGUCUUGCACAAAAUCAGCUGACUGGAGAGAUACCAAAAGAGAUUGGAAAGCUCAAGGAAUUGACUGCUUUGAUUCUUUGGGAUAAUCAGCUCUCAGGCUUUAUUCCAAAAGAGCUUGGGAACUGUACCAAGUUGGUGACUCUUGCUCUCUAUUUGAACAAGCUUAUUGGGGGAAUACCCAAAGAGUUUGGAAACAUGGUGUCUAUCCAGAAGUUAUACAUGUACAGAAAUCAAUUAAAUGGGACACUUCCUAGAGAGAUUGGCAACCUUUCACAAGCACUUCAGAUUGACUUCUCAGAGAACCUUUUGACUGGUGAGAUACCAAUGGAGUUGAGCAAGAUUUCAGGGCUGACAUUACUAUAUCUAUUUGAAAACCAAUUUGAAGGCCUUAUUCCAAAAGAGCUCACAAGAUUGAAAAACUUGACAAAGCUUGACCUCUCAAUCAACUCCCUCUCUGGUCCAAUUCCAGCUGGACUUCAAUACUUGAAAAACUUGAUUCAGCUUCAACUCUUUGGAAAUUCACUCACUGGCAUCAUUCCUCAGUCACUUGGAUUAUAUAGCUCACUUUGGGUGGCUGACUUGUCUGAAAACAGCUUGACAGGAAGAAUUCCCCGCCAUCUUUGCAGAAGUUCCAACUUGAUUUUGUUAAAUUUGGGGUCAAAUAGGCUCACUGGGAAAAUCCCAUCUGGGGUCACAAGAUGCAAGUCCUUGGUGCAGAUUCGUCUAGUUGGGAACAACCUUACAGGGAAUUUUCCAUCUGAUUUAUGCAAAUUGGUAAAUCUGUCAGCCAUUGAGUUGGAUCAUAACAGGUUCAGUGGUGCCAUUCCUCCACAGUUAGGCCACUGCAGAGCUUUGCAAAGGCUUCUGCUGUCAAACAACUACUUCACUUCUGAGUUGCCAAGAGAGAUUGGCAAACUUUCUGAGUUGGUGAUCUUUAAUGUGUCCUCAAACUCUCUUUCUGGAAGGAUUCCAUCUGAGAUUUUCAAUUGCAGGAUGCUGCAGCGGCUUGAUCUUAGCCAUAACAACUUUGUCGAUGAUUUGCCAAGCAAAGUUGGAACACUCUCACAUCUGGAGCUUCUCAAGCUUUCUGAUAAUAGUCUUUCAGGGGAGAUACCAGUCUCAAUAGGAAAUCUGUUGCGUUUGACUGAGCUUCAAAUGGGUGGAAACUCAUUUUAUGGUGGUAUACCAGCUGAGUUGGGCUCCCUUUCAAGCUUGCAGAUAGCACUGAAUCUCAGUUACAACAAUCUCUCUGGGGAGAUUCCUCCACCACUUGGAAAUUUUAUCUUAUUAGAAAACCUUAUGUUGAAUAACAACAAUUUGAGUGGUGAAAUUCCAAGCUCAUUUCAGAAUCUCUCAAGUUUACUUGGCUGCAACUUUUCAUACAACCAGUUAAAUGGGCCUCUUCCUGAUUUACCACUCUUUCGAAACAUGUCAGUUAGCAGCUACAUUGGUAACCAAGGACUUUGUGGUGACCCUCUUGGUGAAUGCAAAACAACACCAUCUUCUCUCCCAUGUCCUUCAGAUAUGACAAGGUCAGGCAACCAUGUUGGUAAAGUUAUUGCUAUAGUUGCAGCCUCCAUUGGUGGUGUUUCUCUCAUUCUAAUUGUGGUCAUUAUCUAUGUGAUGAGCCGUCCAGUUGACACUGUUGCUCCCUUGCAAGAAGAUAACAAGACAUUGUCUUCUACAACAGUUACUGAUAUCUACUUUUCCCCAAGGGAAGGAUUCACUUUCCAAGACUUGGUAAAAGCCACAGACAACUUUGAUGACAGAUUUGUAAUUGGAAGAGGAGCUUGGGGAACUGUCUACAAAGCAGUUUUGCCAUUCGAUCGAAAAAUUGCUGUCAAGAAGUUAGCAUCAAACAGGGAAGGAAACAGCGUGGACAGUAGCUUCCUUGCUGAAAUCCAAACCUUGGGACAAAUAAGACACAGGAAUAUAGUAAAGCUAUAUGGCUUCUGUUACCACCAAGGCUCCAAUCUCCUGCUUUAUGAGUACAUGUCAAGAGGCAGCUUGGGAGAAUUGCUCCAUGGAGCUUUCUGCAAUCUUGACUGGCCAACAAGGUUCAUGAUCGCCCUUGGCGCUGCUGAGGGCCUUGCUUACUUGCAUCACGACUGCAAGCCUUUGAUCUUUCACCGCGAUAUUAAGUCCAACAACAUUCUGCUUGAUCACAACUUUGAAGCUCAUGUUGGUGAUUUUGGCUUGGCAAAGGUGAUUGACAUGCCACAAUCCAAAUCUAUGUCUGCUGUUGCUGGUUCAUAUGGCUACAUUGCCCCUGAAUAUGCAUACACCAUGAAAGUCACAGAAAAAUGUGACAUCUACAGCUAUGGAGUUGUCCUUUUGGAGCUGCUCACAGGCAAAACACCAGUGCAGGCACCAGAACAAGGCUGUGAUCUUGUGACAUGGGUGAGAAACUACAUUCAUAAACACUCAGUAACACCAGGAUUACUCGAUGAUCGAGUAAAUCUAGAGGAAGAAACUACUCUCUCCCACAUGUUUAGUGUCCUCAAACUUGCUCUGCAUUGCACGAGCUUGUCUCCCUUAGAUCGCCCAACAAUGAGGGAAGUUGUCAUUUAUCUCACUGAGUCAAGUAAAAGAGAAGGGACACCUUAUGUGUCCCCAACUCUUGACAAUACUAAUUGAAAAUAAAAGAAAAAUAAGGAUCAACCACCUUUUAUUAUUGCAUAUAAUAGUUUGUACUGAUUUUUGUCCACCAGUAUGAGUCUUAAUUAAAGGUUCUUCACUCCAUAUCUGUGUAUGAUAUAUACAUAUAUAUCUAUAUUUAUAUAUAUAUAUAUAAUAUAUUCACUUCUUAUGGCAUAUGAGUCAGUAGGGUCUCAUUUCCUUGUAUUAUAUUAAAAAAAAAAAAAUUGCCAAGUAUAAAGAAAACCACCAUGUAUAUUGUCUGCAUUAAGUUGCAGUUGAUGUUUCUUCUAUUUCAUUUUUUAUUUUUAUCAAUUAUAUUUAUGCUAAUUUAU
This is a messenger RNA of Cannabis sativa, 4347 nucleotides long. RefSeq names its product probable leucine-rich repeat receptor-like protein kinase At5g63930. The transcript has 2 exons. Gene Ontology annotation, cellular component: plasma membrane. The record is from RefSeq and is a predicted model, not a curated record. Gene Ontology annotation, biological process: protein phosphorylation. Gene Ontology annotation, molecular function: ATP binding; protein binding; protein kinase activity. Bases 704 to 4012 code for a protein of 1102 amino acids. NCBI's taxonomy places the organism in Eukaryota, Viridiplantae, Streptophyta, Magnoliopsida, Rosales, Cannabaceae.